AUGCCUGAUAAACACAAGUUGAAUUUGUUUUCCAAGCAUAGCAAACACGGUAAAGAUAACAAUCAUGAUGAAUUGUCUCCAUCAACUUCGAACCACUCUGGUGGCCGAAAGUUUCUAGGUUUCACAAUUGGUAAGCAUGAUCUGGAUGACUCUGUAUCAAUGAGUUCCCCUAACAAUACUGGAAGAAACUCACCUGAACCGCACCACCCAUCAAGUGCGUCACAUACACCGCCAGCAGGGUCAUCUGCUCAUUCAGUUCACCAACCAUCGAAUCUUCAUCCAAGCGGCAGCAAAAGCAGAGGAAGUGGUACACCAUCUCCAUCAGCAUCACGGUCUCCCUCACAAACACAAAUGCAUUCGUAUUCGCAUUCACACCCUCAUUCACAACCACAACCACAUGCACAUGCAGGUACAAGUACAAGUGCAAAUGCAAAUACAAACGCAAGUACAAACAUUUCAUCGCCACGAGUGAACUCCCCGCACCAUCCUCUGUCAUUGCAACACGAGGAUCAAACUACGAAAAAGGGAUCAAUGGCUGAACUCAAACGGUUCUUUAAGCCAACCAGACACACCUCCAAUAACAAGAGAGAAGGUCAUUCGACGAAUUCGAGUCAUCUAUCACCUCCACAACCAGGUGGUGUUGCUGGUGGUUUUGGCAGUGGUCACAAUAGUGGGUUGUCUACACGAGAACAUUCAAGCACGUCACUAGCGAAUAUGAUCAAUCAAACAUCAUCGCAAUUACUUCAUAAUGCAUCGCACUCAUCAAACAAUGCAAAUGGUAACCGAGAUCCAUUCACAGACGACAAUUCUCCAUUGGUAAAGAAAUAUGGGAAAAUCGGUAAGGAAUUAGGAAGUGGUGCAGGUGGCUCUGUCAAACUAAUCACUCGACCUUCAGACUCAAAGACAUUUGCCGUGAAGGAAUUUCGAGCAAGAAGGUCAACAGAAACAUUAAAAGAUUAUACUCGAAAAUGUACCGCUGAGUAUUGCAUCGGCUCGACAUUGAAGCAUCCAAACAUUAUCAAAACCAUUGACAUUAUCCAUCAAAACCACAAGUACUUUGAAGUAAUGGAAUAUGCACCCAUUGACUUUUUCGCCGUUGUUAUGAGUGGAGACAUGUCACGAAAUGAGAUCAAUUGUUGCUUAAAGCAGAUUUUGGAAGGGGUUAAUUAUCUCCAUAAUUUGGGACUUGCGCAUCGAGAUUUAAAGUUGGAUAACUGUGUCAUAACAAUGGAUGGAAUUUUAAAAAUCAUUGAUUUUGGAAGUGCGGUGAUUUUCAAGUAUCCGUAUGAUCAAUUUGGCAGUAACAAGGAAGUGAUACAUCCUUCUCAUGGUAUUGUUGGCAGUGACCCUUACUUGGCUCCCGAGGUGUUAAAGUCUCCGAAUUCGUACAAUCCACAACCAGUUGACUUGUGGUCAAUUGCAAUCAUAUAUUGUUGUAUGACAUUGAAGAGGUUUCCUUGGAAGAUCCCUAAUGUGGAUAAAGACAAUAGUUUUAAGCUUUAUUGUAUGCCCGACGAUAAUUUCCAUGAUUAUUAUCUUAGCAAUGAAUAUCAUAAACUAUUACUUCAGCAAAGGAAGUUGAAAAACAUAAUUGUUAGACUGAACAAGCGGAAAAAAAUGUUGGAACAAGUGGGGAAAGAAGAAAGACACGAAGUAGAAAUAACAGUGGAUGAAGAAGUAGAACAAGAUCGAGAACAAGAAAAAGACAAGGAAUCGGAACUGGAACGCGAACACGAACAAAACAAUGCGAACCAGCAACCGGGAAAUCAAUCUAAGGAACAGGUUAAGGAUGUAGCAAUGGAAGAAACCGAAUCCAAGAUUGCUGAGGAGGUUCUCACCGAAGAACAAGAGCAAGAUAUACUUGCGCAAUUGAAAGAGAUUGAUGUUCAACUCGAUGCGCACGAACAGCGAAAAAACGAGCUUAAACAUCAAUUCAAUGAACGGCGUCAACGAGAAUUGGCAGAUCCAAAAAACAAGCAAUUACAUCUUCAGCAGCAGCAGCAACAAGAACAAUUACAACAACAGCAUGAUGAGCGGAAAGAGCAAGCUAGAAAAGAAGGCAAAAGACCCAGCCCCAAGCAAAUACACGGGCCAUAUAGAUUAAUGCGUUUGCUUCCGCAUGCAUCAAGAUCGAUUAUUUCCAGGAUGUUGAUGGUGAACCCACAGGAGAGGGCAAGUAUUGAGGAGAUAUUAAAUGACGAAUGGAUAAAGGAGAUUGAGUGCUGUACGUUGAAGAGGUUUGCGCGGUCGAGGGAUAAUAUCGGACUGGGAUUUGACGAGGAUGACGAGGAGGUGUUGGUAAAGGGAAACCCACAACAUCUGCAUACAGUUGUGUUGGAGUCGUAA
Messenger RNA from Lodderomyces elongisporus, 2346 nucleotides. It is a transcript of the gene HRK1, whose product is annotated as putative serine/threonine protein kinase. Gene Ontology annotation, biological process: protein phosphorylation; intracellular signal transduction. The transcript has a single exon. Bases 1 to 2346 code for a protein of 781 amino acids. Gene Ontology annotation, cellular component: cytosol. Gene Ontology annotation, molecular function: protein serine/threonine kinase activity; ATP binding. The record is from RefSeq and is a predicted model, not a curated record. NCBI's taxonomy places the organism in Eukaryota, Fungi, Ascomycota, Pichiomycetes, Serinales, Debaryomycetaceae.